Molecule: messenger RNA, 7042 nt
Organism: Symsagittifera roscoffensis
Lineage: Eukaryota; Metazoa; Xenacoelomorpha; Acoela; Convolutidae
Product: unconventional myosin-IXb-like
Biological process (GO): intracellular signal transduction
Cellular component (GO): myosin complex; actin filament
Molecular function (GO): GTPase activator activity; ATP binding; microfilament motor activity
Source: RefSeq, a predicted model, not a curated record
UUUUUUCGAAUUGUUUCGUGUUCUGAGAUGAGCCUUAUUUCAGAUUUAUUUGUAAUGCAUUGCAUGGGCAUUUGUAUUUCUGACUCAAACCGCAUGAAGUUGACUUUGAUACCCAGCAACCCAAUUUCAAUUCCGACUUGAAUUUAUUCGUGUCAUUGUUAUUGCACUAUUUGUAUUACAAAUUAGUUAUAAUUUGUUUGCUCUGCUAGACCUUUACCAGUGAAUGGUAUAACAAGUUCUAUCUGCCUUGCUCAGUUAAUAAAUUGUAGUUAGUAAUAGAACAAAGACCGUCGCAGCUGCCCGUUAUUCCAAUUGAAGCAUGUCGAUGCGUUGUCUCAAAACUUACUUUACUUCAAAACAGUAUUGCAUGCCUUAUCCAAUUCUUCGCUUCCAGUAGUAACGAUUAUACUCACUGAUUGCCUUCAAAGAUAACCCACUGAUUUAUUCGGGUUAACAUUAUCAACGGCAAUAGCAAGUCUACAGUAACUUAUCUCUAUCGUUGUCGCAUAAAAGUUAAUGGCAGACAAUUUAUUGUUGUCUGCAUAAAAAUAGAGUUCGAAGCUGCAUCAUAAAUUUGGUUAUCUUAGGAAGUUAAUGGUGUCGAAGAGCUGAAUAAUUGUGUCUAACAUUUCUCGAUGAAUUAUUUUUACUUUACGAGUAUUGUCUUUUCAAUUUUUGACUCAGUAGAAAAUACUGCUCACUUCCUCGAAUCGCAAUUUGUUCGCUGAACAAUUGAGGGAGUCAGUCAAAAAAAAAUUCUAUCCGUCUGAGAAAAUCUAUCAAUACGUUAAUUGAGUGUACAAGGAAUGUCUCUUAGCUGUGACUUCCUAUCUAUUUCUCAGCCGGGGUCGCAAAUGUCCACCCCCGAUGUCACCGAUAGGCCUACAAUUGGGGCUGCUGGGGGGCAGGAUCCGUUUGAACUAGAUGUGCCGGUCAUUUACGGCCGGGGUUUUAUGAAGCAAUUGAAAACUAUUGUUAUGAAGCUGGACAACUUCACACUACCGGAUGAUGUAAUCGAAAAGACUGUCCGCGAAUUCAAAGCGUCAAAUCAGCAACAAAACGAUUCCUUGUCUUGCAAUGGACCCUCUGUGUUAACGGAGGAUAUUGCUCCGAGCUCUAGAAGGCUUACAAAAGUUGAACUAAAAGACUAUGAACUGCACUGUGUAUAUUUUGCUGCCGCUGGUCAUUGUUUUGAAGAACUGCCGUUGACUGAGUACAAAGUAUCUGUUUUGGACCAGAUUUUCCCAGUCAUUAAACCGUACACACCUUCACGCUUCAAUACCAUUGACGACGGUGCAGAUACUUUACAGUCCAAGCCAUCAUCGUCGUCACUUAACAGUUUCAGUUCGGCACCUGGACAGCAUAAGAAUGUGUUUAUACUGUGUGUGAACAGAAAGGGCGAUAAAAUGCCCCGGUUGGGGGAUGGGAGGGUGAUGAACACCUUGGUUCAGCAGUACUCCCCCUCGGCACUCAGUCUCCCCUCGAGCGACCAGUCCGAUCUCUGUGCUCUUCCAGAUCUGAACGAGAGAACGUUGCUCUACCACAUCAAAGGACGGUUUGAGAAGAAGAAGUUCUACACGUAUGUGGGGACCAUUUUGAUCUCAGUCAACCCAUACUGGAUGGUGGGCUCUCUUUACGGGGUGGAGACGAUGCAAAAGUACCAGCUGCAGAGUUCGACCACUGGAACUCUUUCAAGGGGUUUGGAGCCACACGUGUUUGCAGUGGGUGACCAGGCGUUUGUGGGGAUGCGAGAGAGCAAGCAGGACCAGUGCAUAGUCAUAAGUGGGGAGAGUGGCAGUGGGAAGACGGUGGCGGCCAAUGACAUCAUCAGGUACCUCAUGCAGCUCGCCAACCAGGGAGACCCCACCAUGCUGGAACUCAUGAUCGCACACACCAGUCCCAUUCUCGAGGCAUUCGGCAAUGCGAAAACGGACCACAACGACAACUCGAGUCGACAUGGAAAGUACAUUCAGAUUCAGUACAAGGCGGGGGGAAUAGUGAACGGAGCUCGUGUCCAAAAAUACCUAUUGGAGAAAUCGAGGAUCAUUCAGCAUAAGAAGAAUGAAAGGAACUACCAUGUGUUUUUCUAUCUGUUGGCGUCAGACUACACUGAUGAAGAUGAAGUUUGCAAGAGUCAGUUUUCAUGGCUGAAAGAGAUGCUCAGUCUGACCAAGGCCUCGGACUACCACUACCUUAAUCAGAGCGAGCUGAGUUCGAACGAGCAAGAGGACUUGGAAAGUUUUCUCUACCUUGUGCAGUCUAUGCAUGAACUGCUGGGGGCAUCUGGCAUGCGUUACAGUGAGAAACAGCAGAAGCAGGGACUGCUCUCAAGCACUAUAGUCAAUGUAUUCACAAUCUUAGCCGCCAUCCUCCAUUUGGGAAACGUUCAGUUCGCACUCCCAGCCAGCGAAAAUCUAGAAAAGGAUCUGGUCCAGAUCAUAAACGAAGAGCAUCUGAAAUUGUUCUGUGAACUGAUGAAACUGCCCCUUGACAAAGUGAAGUUGACGUUGCAAACUAGAAAGCACGAAGGCGCCGCACAGUUUGUGAAGCACAACUCGAUCAGAGACGCGGAAAAUGCGAGAGACACUGUGGCAAAGUCGCUUUACAGUUCCCUGUUUGACUGGAUCAUCAGACAGAUCAAUUUCCGCAUGUUCAGUGCUUCUAUGAAUGAAUCCAGCUAUUAUCAGUCUAUAUAUUCAACCGGAGAGGAGAGGCAGAUCGGAAUCCUAGACAUAUUCGGCUUCGAGGACAUCGGCUUAAAGAACAGCUUUGAACAGUUUUGCAUCAACUUUGCCAACGAACAGCUCCAAUUCUACUUCAACGAUAACAUUUUUUGCCUGGAGCAGCAGGAGUACAAGAAUGACGGAAUCAACUGGAUGGACAUUGAUUACGUCAACAACAAGCCAUGUAUUGACUUAUUCGUCAAGCGACCAUUUUGUCUGUUUGCGUUAAUUGAUGAAGAGUCAUCGCUGUAUAAUGGGACUAAUGAAAAGCUUUUAGACAAAUUUGAGCAAUUGGGAAACAGUAAGCUAGCCCAGUCUAAGUACUUUAAGUGGCGCCCUGUGAAACAGGAUCCAUUAUCAUUUGGGAUAAAACACUACGCCGGUGACGUGAGAUAUAAUAUUUCCGAGUUCAGAGAGAAAAAUAUGGAGAAAACGAACGACUUGAUGCGUCUUAUGAGAUGUCACACGAGUAGUUUCUUCGUGAAAGAGCUCUGCUGCUAUUCGCCUGUGGGCAUCGCCGGUUGGAGGACAGUGCGCAAUGUGAUCUCUGCGGCCGCCGCCUUCUCCCAGAUAUCGCGUGGAAAGUUGAAAGUGAUCAGUGCCAACUCAGCAGACGAUGGGAAGAUGCGAGGCAGAUCGAAGAGUAUUGGGAGUGCGAAGCUGCUUCUUAUGCACCAGACGAACAGCCGGUCUGACUCUGUGGAGAUGGAGGCCAGUCCUCUCCUCACUCAGCACAGCCGGGAGAACUGGACAUCGCCGGGUUUCGAUCCUAGAAUGGCAAAAGCAGUCAGCACGGCAAUGAGUCACAGAAAAGCAAAUCGUCUCCGUCGAAUCAGAGAUCAGGUGUCUCUGGAGUUUGACGAAAAGACAGUUACGCGGCAGUUGAAGUACACUGGAAUGCUGGACACUAUCCGAAUUCGCAGCUCAGGCUACAACGUCCGAAUGCUCUUUGAUGAUUUCGUCCAAGAGUAUCGCAUCCUACUUCCGCACGGACGCAAUUCCAAUCGACAAGACGUGGAAAAGCUCUUAUCUGACAUCUUCCCAGAUCCCAAAUCUUUCCAACUGGGAAACAGCAAAGUGUAUUUGAGGGAGAAGGGCCACAUGCAACUGCAGUUUUUCAUCGAACUGAAGCUGUCAAUCAAGGUGCAGAUGAUUCAGCGCUGGUGGAGACAGAUACUACCAGCAGUGCUGGACAAGAGACAACAAAAGGCAGCUGCUACGAUUCAAAGGUCUUUCAACAAGUACAAACAUACUAUGAAAGAACGAGAGACGGAAAAGAUGAAUCAGUUAUGUUUGGAUUUUAACGGAGAGUCUGGCGAUAAGUCGAGGCCUUUGAGGUCCUGCACGUUCUCGUCGCCAGAAGACGAAGAACCGGGCAAGCGGGGCUCAACUCGCAGUUCGGAUGAACGGAAGCCAAUUAAACACAAGGAGACAAAAGAUAAACGCAAGAGUGCAGACGACAGCAAGACACAAAAGGCACCAAAAAGAACACUGCAUUUGCCAAACUGGAGCACAAAGUCAUGGUUUUCUGGAAGUUCAGAAGCACUAGAUAGUGAAUCAGGGCGUUCCAAGAAGAAUGUCAACUUUUCUCGUGAAAACAGACCAAAGCCUAUCAGACAUCAUUCACCCGCAAAGCCUUCACCCGAACCACACGUAACGCCCACACGUAACACAAUUGCUGCAUCAUCACCCGCCGCCUCCAGAUUACUGUCAUCGCCUAGCUACCAAAUGUGUCAAAAGUGUCACACUAAGACUCCCGUCGCACCAGAUGGAGGUGACGUCACAAUCAUCACAUGCACUAAAUGUUCGUCACCGGCGGUAGCAAAGGGCAAGCAAGUGGGGGUGACACCUUCACAGUCAGAGUUUGAGACCAUCUGCAAAACAGUUCUGCCGGCCGACAAGCUUUACAAAGUGCUCCUUAAAGACACAAAAGAAGUCAACAGAUUCACGCAGUUCCUGAAUACAAAUAUGAAGAAACUGAGUCUAAAUGAUACGAAUGAUCUUCUCAGAACUCUGUCCUCUCUCAAAAUUGAUCUCCUGAUGCAAUGUGGACAACAGACCGGUCGCUCCUUUCGGCCGAUUAAGUACUUGCAAUUAGUGAAGAUGUUCAUGGAAAACUACGACAAAGUCACGAAGAAUAGAGUGAGGUCCACUCCGAGCAGAGGUGGGACAGUGCUCGAUGCGAAGCACGAGAAAGAUGCACUCUCCAAAGCCUUCCUCGUGCGAACUUUCGUAGGGAUCCUCAACCUCUUUGACAAAAACCAGAAAGUGGAGGUGGAUUACAUUCCGAAGCGGAAGCGGACCAAGAAGUCGAUGCGGAUGCGGGAGAUCAAAGGCCAUCAGCUGCUAGAGAAGCCACACUCACCACAAUACACGUGUCCCUGUGGAAAGAAGAAAAUCGACGACUUCGUCUCCUGUUCAUUGUGCAAGGUGACAAUUCACAAAAUGUGUGAAGGACUUCUGACUGAGUGCAAAGUGGCACAGGCCUCCCAGGACUUCCCGAAGUCCAAGUUCAUCAAAGUGCCCCUGGAAGUGCUGUACAAACGGGAGGAGAACCAAGUGCCCUCGAAACUCCUCGACCUCCUGGGCUACAUCGAGGAAAACGGACUGAAUAAAGAGGGCAUAUACAGAACGAAUGGGUCCCAGAUGGAGAAGAAACGUCUGAUAGCAGCCCUGGAUUCGGAAGAGUACGCCAAAGAGGCUCUGGAUGAUUUUGACGUGCGGACAGCGGCUGAUGUUGUGAAGGUGUUCUUCCGUUCGCUGCCAGAUCCACUGUUCACCUACGCAGCCUAUCAGAGAUUCAUGAUGGCUAUGGACCCUGAAAGCGAAGAGGAGAAAGUGCGGCUCAUUUUCCAACACAUAUCCAAACUGCCAUCCGCCCAUUUCGACACACUACACGCCACAGUCGUGCAUCUGCUCAAAGUGAGUGACAAGAGCGAACACAACAAGAUGACUGUUAGCAAUAUGGCAACAGUCUUCGCGGAGAACCUGAUUUUCACAGACACUGUCAACAUCCAGGCAGGAGCCGCAAUCCUCAGCACCAUUCAAAAGAAAACUCAUCUCCUUGUGCUCAUUCUAGAACGCAUCGCCAAACGAGUCAACCACAGUCUAAGUUGCAUCGAGGAUCUGGACAAUGCACUGGCAGUCAUUGACGCCAAAUUGUCUGUGAUCCAGGGCGAAGACGACGAAAGCGAAGAUGCUGAGAAUGUAAAGAGAAACCUGUCAAUGGUGCUAGACUUGCAACUGAGCAAAGAUGUGGAAAAUCAUCUCAACCCCGAAGAGAUGCGUCUGAAGUCGGGUACCAUACCAUUUUCACAAGCAGAUCAAAACAUUUUAAAAGAACAGCAGUCGAAUGACACGAAUGUGCCGAGAGACGAGUUCCUCGCCCCCGUGCAUCACAGCGACGCCAGUGUGCUAAUGGAACAGCGGAAGCUAACUAUAAAAAUCAGGGAAAGGCUUCUAAAUAACAUGACAGCAUUGACUUACGACGGCGCAGAUGCGAUGCGUAACAUGGGGGACGAUGACGAGGACGGAGGCUAUUUUGUUCACUCCUGCAGCGACAAAACACAGUCUCUUAUGAUUGUGGAACCCAGAAACCCAAAAUACCGAACCACAACAGAUACAUCACACUUGGAACCGACUACGGAUUCUGAGACAAACGAAAGGGGACGUCACAAUAGUCGGUCGGAUGGAUCUGUCAGUGAUUCGAGCGACAUUGCAGACGAAUAUUCAUACAAGUUAUCGUGGAGGCUAACAGAGUCAUGUGAACCAAGUGCUUCGAUCACGGGUUCAUUUUCAAACCGUCCUUUCCCUAAAAUACAUACGAGUCACCGAGACUACCCUGAUGCCGAUAGCAACCCAGGUUCAAAUCCCACGGAAGGCGAAAGUAAUUUAGACUUUAUUCCCAACAUGCUAUACAAUCAAUUGUUUCACACUCAAUCGCCUGAAAGCGACAGAAGUGCACAGUCUGCGUCCUCCCGGUCUUCAUUUCAAAUUUGAUCGCCACCUGACAGAUGUCUUUAAGAUAAUCUAAUGUGUAGAUAUUUGAACUGAAACGGAUCAAUGACACUCAAAAUGAUUCCGUCCUCAUUCCAAUUGAUUAACCCUUACGGUAAAAAAAAUCUGAGCAGUCUUUAUUUUUGAUGUUAGAUGGAUAGUUUAUUAAGAUGAUAAUUGUUGUGGUGAAACUUAGUUUCAUUUCUAUAGGAAAAAUUUAUGAAAUAAAUCAAAUUAGAUUCAAGAGGAAUUCUUCCUUCGUGUCUCAUUUUCAGAAGAUGCUAACAAAUUUCAAUUAUUUUCGUUACUUCAGUUAUUUAAUU